GUUGACACAUUAUGGGCGCGGAAUGCAGUCUGGGAGGGAGGAGAGACGGAAGUGACGUCCUGUGUGGGGAAGAAGGAGGGCGGAGCCUGAGAAGCUCCUGUCACCGAGUCAGCCAUCGCUCCGGGAUUCGGUGUCUGAUCUCACCGGCCGGAUCACCAUGACCGCCCACUCCUUCACCGUCCCCAUGAUCAUCUUCACCACCUUCUGGGGCCUCAUCGGCAUCGCGGCUCCAUGGUUCGUCCCCAAGGGCCCCAACCGAGGUGUGAUUAUUACCAUGUUGGUAACUACUGCUGUCUGCUGCUAUCUCUUCUGGCUGUUGGCCAUUUUGGCUCAGCUGAAUCCCCUGUUUGGACCUCAGUUGAAAAAUGAUACAAUUUGGUAUGUUCGGUUCCUGUGGGAAUGAGUGGGUGAAUCUGAAAAUUAGCCAAGGAUUCCCUGGAUUCCCCUUGUCCACAUUUCAUAGUAAAUGCCUCCAUCUUCAUUCCUAUACCUAAUUUGUCCAGAUGUUAAACAUUAUCCAUUCUCAGGACAGAAAAGCAAAUCUUCAUUUAGAUCUUCAACUCCCCCAACUUGAUCAUGUAUUCGGUUACUAAUCUAAUCGUAAUGAAGAUGUAAUAUAAUUUAUUUAUUGUUAAUAUAUUAUGUACUGUUUAUGGUUUACAUGCCAUCACGAAUGCCAAAAUUAACAGUUACUUCUAUAACAGUGGUUCCCAACUGAACUAUGGUUUGAAGCUUUUCCUACAUUAUUCUACAGGGGAUACUGGGGGGGGGAGAA
Pelobates fuscus (common spadefoot toad) is the source of this 775-nucleotide messenger RNA. RefSeq names its product ATPase H+ transporting V0 subunit e2 (gene ATP6V0E2). Gene Ontology annotation, molecular function: proton-transporting ATPase activity, rotational mechanism. Gene Ontology annotation, cellular component: proton-transporting V-type ATPase, V0 domain. Lineage: Eukaryota; Metazoa; Chordata; Amphibia; Anura; Pelobatidae. The transcript is spliced from 4 exons. Bases 158 to 403 code for a protein of 81 amino acids. The record is from RefSeq and is a predicted model, not a curated record. Gene Ontology annotation, biological process: proton transmembrane transport.